Molecule: messenger RNA, 5297 nt
Organism: Anolis carolinensis (green anole)
Lineage: Eukaryota; Metazoa; Chordata; Lepidosauria; Squamata; Anolidae
Gene: usp42
Product: ubiquitin specific peptidase 42
Exons: 16
Coding region: 1-3897 (1298 amino acids)
Biological process (GO): regulation of apoptotic process; protein deubiquitination
Cellular component (GO): nucleus; cytosol
Molecular function (GO): cysteine-type deubiquitinase activity
Source: RefSeq, a predicted model, not a curated record
AUGACCAUAGUUGACAAGACGUCUGAGUCCUCAAAGCCUUCGGCUUCUGAGAAGCAGCCUCUCAGCUCCGUGGCACCAGCUUCUGGAGAUAUGGACUCAGGCUCUGCAGGAUGGGGUGCUGUGUCGUCUUCUCUGGAAGCGCCAAAACACAAAAUCACUUUGGGACCAGUACCAGGAGCUGCUGUAUAUUCUAAUUCAUCUGUACCUGAUAAAUCCAAGGCCUCAGCUCAGAAAGAUUUGUCGAUUGGUGAUGGCAUCGCAGCACCCCAGAAGGUCCUUUUCCCAGCAGAUAAGAUCAGCUUAAAAUGGCAAAAAAUGCACAGAGUUGGAGCUGGUCUCCAAAACCUGGGCAAUACGUGCUUCCUGAACUCAGCUUUGCAGUGUCUGACCUACACCCCGCCACUUGCCAACUAUAUGCUUUCUCACGAACACUCCAAAACAUGUCAUGAGCAAGGAUUUUGCAUGAUGUGCACCAUGCAGAGUCACAUCACCCAGGCCCUUUCGAAUUCUGGCAACGUUAUCAAGCCAAUGCCUGUCAUAAAUGACCUUCGACGGAUAGCAAAGCAUUUCCGUUUUGGCAAUCAGGAAGACGCACACGAAUUUCUACGGUACACUGUUGAUGCUAUGCAGAAAGCAUGUUUGAACGGUAGCAACAAAUUGGACAGACAUACUCAGGCUACCACGUUCAUUCACCAAAUAUUUGGAGGGUAUCUAAGAUCUAGAGUAAAAUGCAUGAACUGCAAAGGAGUUUCAGAUACAUUCGAUCCUUAUUUGGAUAUUACGCUAGAGAUAAAGUCUGCUCAAAGUAUCAAUAAAGCUCUGGAGCAGUUUGUCAAACCAGAACAGCUUGAUGGUGAAAAUGCCUAUAAAUGUAGCAAAUGUAAAAAAAUGGUUCCUGCGUCAAAGCGGUUUACCGUACAUCGAGCCUCAAAUGUCCUCACCUUGUCCCUGAAGCGAUUUGCAAAUUUCAGUGGUGGCAAAAUCACGAAGGAGGUAAAAUAUCCCGAGUAUUUGGAUAUUCGGCCAUAUAUGUCCCAGCCAAAUGGAGAGCCAAUUAUUUAUGCAUUGUAUGCCGUUCUGGUCCACACUGGCUUCAGCUGUCAUGCAGGACACUACUACUGUUACAUUAAAGCCAGUAAUGGGCAGUGGUAUCAGAUGAAUGACUCCACAGUCUCAAACAGUGACAUCAGGACGGUAUUGAAUCAGCAAGCCUAUGUGCUUUUUUAUAUCAGGUCCCAUGACAUGAAAAACGGUGGCGAACACAUUCAUUCGGCUCACACUCCAGGGCAGUCUUCUCCCCGGCCAGUCAUUAAUCAGCGAGUGGUCAAUAAUAAACAGACUGCCCCAGGAUUUAUCGGGCCACAGCUCCCUCCCCACAUGAUUAAGACGUCCAAUCAUCUGAAUGGAACUGGAUCCCUAAAAGAGACGGCCAGCAGUUCUGCGAUUGCUAGCAAUGCCACCCUCAGCAGGCCGUCUUCUGCCCCUCCGGCCACAUCCAUCCCAAACUGGACUAUGAACAGGCCCGCCACUGCUACCGCGCCUGACCCUUCCAAAAAACAAAAAAUAACCAUCAGUAUUCAUAAUAACAAGCUGCCUGGUCGCCAAAGUGUCUCUCAUGCCAGCUGUACCUUGGACAACCUGAACAAGCCAGCCCCGUCCUCAACCAUUUCCAACCCUUCUGCAGUGCAAUCUACCUCAAGUGCUUCGACAGCAUUGGCUGCUAACCAGGUCCCCAAACAGACCGCUCCUAGCGAACCCUCUUCCAAGCUGGUAGUGAAUGGCAAGUCCAAACUCAGCCCCAGCAUGUUGGUCCCUUAUGGGGCUGAGUCUUCAGAAGACUCUGACGAGGAACUGAAAGGACUAGUGAAGGAGAACGGCCACUCCAAACCUUUCAAUGGCAUUUUAACUGAAAAGGCAUCCACGGUGUUAGAGAGCUCCUGUUCGUCUUUUCACAAUCCUGAGAAGGAGGUACCGCCACAUGAGCCACCCAAAAACAUUACAGUCGUCUUUUCCAUUAGUCUAAAUGAUUCCUCUAAACAAAAUGGACAAAUAUGCAAUGAUUCCACUUGCCAAGCAAAGCCUGUGAAAUCGUCAGAAAACCCAUUUUCCAAAACAAAUGGAUUGCCUGGAAAAGGUACACCCAUAGCUUUGACGCCUGUUCCUGAAGACAGGAUCGUAGACUCUUUCAGAUACAAUCAGCUGAAACCUUUUUCAGGAGACAUAAGUGCUAGUGGAUCAGAAAAACCUUUGGAAGAGGGUGGCUGUUCUGAAAAGGUUCCCUGUCCCCUCACCAGUGAUGUCCAGAAUCUGUUAGCUCCUUCGGACCCUGAAAUCACGUCUACCACAGAAGACCCCUGUGAAAGGGUUCCCUCCCAAACAGGUGCCGUGCCUCUUGAGAGCCUUGGGCAGCACGGCCUUCCAUCCACCCCCCUGAGAGCAAAAGAGGACUUCCCUGGAGAGAGCAAUGUGGAGGACCACGCAGAAAAGACGAGAGGACCAAAAGAAGGGAAGGCAGCUUGGGAAAAGAGCGCCGAAGUUGCCAGAGGAAACGCCGAUGCAACAGAAAAAGGGCCACAGAGCCCUCUUUUAUGGGCUGACAGUGAAUGUAGUUCUCAAAAGCUUGUUGCUCUAAACAUGGCAGACAAAUGCCAGGAAACGCAAGACAAUGUGAAAAUGUAUGAGGAUGCCUCGCCUACUGAAAACUCCUGCACUUUGAGGCCAAAUGUGGUUGGGGAGAGUUCGAAGGAUGACCAAGGAGAGAAUAGUGAACAAUUCAAAGGAAACACAGACAGGCAAGAACUGAGAUCCCAUUCUCCCUUCAGGGAGAAAGUUUGCACCUCCAGAAAAACUGACAAAGAGCACUAUCGUUCAAAAAGGAAGCACUCGGAAAGCGAGGAGGAGGUGGAGGCGACAGCAGGAGCGUCUUCCCGGAGCCAGGCGGAGGGACACCACAACAAGAAAAGGUGCUCCUACAGCAAGGAGAGAGUGAGGCCACAGGAGCAUUAUCGGCGCGAACAUUACAAUACAAACUAUUAUAGGUUCCCAUGUAGCCCGGAUCCUGGGAGAAAUUUCGGGAAAUACCCCCCUUAUAGAUCACGCAGCCGAGGGAAAACAGAGUCUGAAAGGAGCAGACAUUGUUAUGAACGGUCUUGGAGUCGAGAGAGAUAUUAUCAAGAUGUGCCCAGGAGAUGGGAAGGCUGUCGAUCUUCCGAUUACUAUUAUCCUUCCCACGUCCCCAGGUAUAAUCAGGAUAAAAAAUUCACUCUUUGUGAAAGAGACUAUAACAAGUCGAGUCAUGUUUACAAUAGCCCAUAUAAGUAUGAUUAUUAUAAAAACAGAUGGACUCAUGACCAGGAAAGGAAAAGGAAAUGCCAGAGUCCUGAGGGGAGCCAGGGCACCCCAGAGAAGAGGCCCCAAAAGACCGUGCAGAGUGAAUCUCUGGAUGAGCAGAGAGGGCGGAAACACAAGAAGUCCAAGAAGAAGAAGAAGUUGAAAGACAAACACAGAGAAAGAGAUCACAGGCAUCACCAGGAUUCUGACCCGUCGGCAUCCAGCUCUGAGGCUGAGGUUCACAGGCAUAAACACAAGAAAAAGAAGAAGAAAAAGAAGAAGCGUACGAAGAAAUCCGAAGACUGUAGUGAAACUCUGGUCCCUUCCCUUCCAAAGGCAACAAGUUUGGAAACCAAGAAUCUCAAAACCUGGGAGGCGACAAAGUCUUCUUUCGAGGCUUGUAGAAAGCAUGGCAGGGCCCACCAAGACGGAGACACAGCUGUUUGCCAGAAAACAAAAAGUAUAGAAGGCUGCAACAGAAAUGGCUCCUCCCCUUCUACAGAUCAUAAUGUAGAUCCAGACUGUCCGCUGGAAGCCAUUCCACCACAGCUUGCAGGAUAUUUAUAAACCGCAAAGCGAUUAACUCUAUAAUUCAUAAUUGGUGCUUCAGAAAUACUGUACAGGAUUUUACCGUGGAACCCCCUUUUUUUUAGUUUUUACCUUGAGACUUUCUUUUUUAAAAAAUAACUGAAAUCCAAAAAAAAAAAAAAAAACACCGGGGAAACAAACAAACAAAAGAAGAUGGAAACUUUCUACAAUGGCUAAACGCCGUGAAACUUUACCCUGUAAAUGCAACACUUAGGAUUAAUGCCCUGGGACAGAACAUCUCAGAUGCUGCUUCAUUACAGACUCAGGUUGAUUGUGUUCUUCAUGUGCGAUUGCUCCGCGUCUACAUAUCUGGUGCAAGGAGCGAGGAAACAACCGAAUUAUCAAGCUGCAAUGCUCUCUAUUUAAUUUAAAGAAUUAUUUUUUAAAAAAUCACACACAACUUAGGAUUUUUGCAAGAGCUUCAUCUGUUCUCUGUGAUGUCUGCUACUAGAAACUCAACUUUGUUUCUUUUAUUUCCCCCCGUUGGAUUCUUGGAUUUUGCAAAGCGUGCCGUUCGGACUCUGCUUGUUUUUGAAUGUAUCUCACAACACGUUCAAAGCCCCCCUUUUGGCACUGCUCUGGAUGGGGCUGCCUCUAUAGGAGGCCCUCAGAGACCUCAAGGAGCCACUGAGGUGGGGAGGCUUCUUGCCUUUCCCCAAAGUCCUUGGGCUAGUGAGGUCUGCCCCUGGCAGAUGCUGGUCUCCCCAAUUGCACUGCUUCCCCACUCUGGUCUUCCCAACUCUUCGGCCAGGUUUCCCUUCACCACUGAAGGGUUUUUCUUUGCCCCUUUUUGUGGCCUUCUGCAUUCCCCUCCUUUCCCUCCAUUGAAUGUUUCUCCACCUCUGUUUUGUUUGCUCCCUCCUUCCCUUCCACAGUUGUCCCUGGCUCCUUUGCGCCCUCCUUCCAUUCCCAGACUUUUGGGUGACGGCUGCAGUUUCAAAAGCCUGUCCCUACCUCGGGCCGGCACGGGCCAGAAAGAGCUGUUCUCCUCCUCCCGUUGUUUUUAGAUCCUGUUUUUAUUUUAAUAUUGUAAUGUGAUGGUUGUCUUGACGGAUCUCAGUUCUCUGGUUUCUUUUUUGUCCCUUCAAAGUUUCUAGUUUCAGACACAUUCAUACUGUGAUUUAAUUUUUUUUAAAAUGAUGAAAUGCUAUCAAACUGUGAUACACUUAAUUCACUGGUCCUGCAUCAGGAGACGGAGUGGGGAAAACUGUAUUAAAUACAGUUCAUCUGAAUAAUCUGUCUGGUUUAUACAAGCUGUGUUGUUCAGAGAUGUCUCAAGUUUGAUCUUUGUUUUUUUAAAGAUAAAAGCACUUGCCCCACUUGUAAAUAUGGCAUGUAAAAUUUAUAUAGUAUAUAAAUACAGCAAGUCAAAAAAUGUU